Molecule: messenger RNA, 312 nt
Organism: Hippopotamus amphibius kiboko
Lineage: Eukaryota; Metazoa; Chordata; Mammalia; Artiodactyla; Hippopotamidae
Gene: DEFB116
Product: defensin beta 116
Exons: 2
Coding region: 1-312 (103 amino acids)
Biological process (GO): innate immune response
Cellular component (GO): extracellular region
Source: RefSeq, a predicted model, not a curated record
AUGUCAGUCAUGAAGCCUUGUUUAAUGACCAUUUCCAUCCUUCUGAUCCUGGUUCAUAAGACUCCAGGUGGCCUGUUCAGAUCCUCCUAUGACAAAAGCCAAGAAAAGCCUUGGAAUCCAUGCCAGCUUCACCAAGGGGCAUGCCGAAACGCCUGCAGAAAACAUGAAAUUCAAUACUUAACCUGUCUAAAUGAUGAAAAGUGCUGCCUGAAAUUUUUUGUGCAAAUGGCCAGUUCUAACAACAUGAAGGAGGAUUAUAACUCCGACUCCAACCUGUCAGUUACAAACCCUUCAAACUAUCCUCAAAUUUGA